This is a messenger RNA of Parnassius apollo (apollo), 489 nucleotides long. NCBI's taxonomy places the organism in Eukaryota, Metazoa, Arthropoda, Insecta, Lepidoptera, Papilionidae. The record is from the annotation of a GenBank genome assembly.
AUGGAUAGAGCUAAAAAAUAUCUUCCGCAGCCUUUAUACCCCGGAUCAAUGCAAACUGCUUCUCAGAAUGUAUGUCCCGGAUCAAAUACUGGUAUGCAUACCGCGCAACCUACAUACCCCGUAUCAAUGCAAAAUACUUUCCAACCUGUAUAUUCCACACCAAUGCUAAAUCUUCCACAGUUUAUACACCCUGGAUCAGCUAAUAAAAUUCUGGUAACUAUUCCUCCACCGACAUACACGAAUACCAGUGCCACAUAUAUUAAUUCCGAGCCGGGAACAUCCUCGUCUAAUUUUGUUAAUCCACGAAAUAUUGUGAUCAACACGAAGAAACUCUCUGCAAAAAAACUGUUGAUUGAAGAGAAUUUCAAUGAAUUCAAUACGAGCAAUGACUAUUAUGAACGAUUUGGACAAGAUCUGCAGGCUUCUGAAUCCGAGAUUUCCCAAGACUCUGAUGAUUCUGAUGAUAUACUUAUUAACUUAAUAUACUAA